Monoraphidium neglectum is the source of this 306-nucleotide messenger RNA. RefSeq lists its product as hypothetical. Lineage: Eukaryota; Viridiplantae; Chlorophyta; Chlorophyceae; Sphaeropleales; Selenastraceae. The record is from RefSeq and is a predicted model, not a curated record. The transcript is spliced from 4 exons. Bases 1 to 306 code for a protein of 101 amino acids. Gene Ontology annotation, cellular component: chloroplast thylakoid membrane.
AUGCUGUCGCGGAGAGCAGCCAUUGAGGAGAAGCGCGAAACCACGGAGACGACCUCCACGCCAUCGGACCUGCUGCCUGACAAGCUCGCCGAGCUGCGGCGCCAAGCACGCGACGCACCAAAGCAGAGCAGCAGCAACAUUGUGCAGGGCGCCCUGGACGAGGCGCAGCUGAUCACAUGGCCCAAGCCCGGCAAGGCGCUGCUGGACACAGUGUUGGUGCUGGCGAUCGUGGCCGGGACGGGCACGGCGCUGUUCGGCGUGAAUGUGCUCCUAACGGACGCCUUCAACUGGUGGUACCACCACUGA